AUGACUGUCAACUGUCAACCUUUUUUGACACUUGACACUGACAUGUUCGGUGUUGUUUGAAUCCACGUGCUAGGUUUAUUAUUAAAGAAAAUGGGUAAAUUUAGAAGUAAAUUAAAAGGACAAACUAAGGGGAAGAGAUGGCCAAAAGGACAGAGUUCCAGUUCAAAUCCUGAAACUAAAAAAUACCGAGAUUUAGCAAAAUCUCGCUUUUUCCAAGAAAAUUUAGGUCCCAGUAGUUUAACGUCAGAUGCUCUAAAGAAACACGAUGCUGUGCAAUCAUAUAUUCCGAAAGCUCCAGAAUCCAUUAACAUGGAGGAAGAUACAGAAUCUUCUGUUGGAACACAAUCUUCUUUUGGUACAAUGAAAUCUUUUGCUUCAGAAUGGUCAGAUUGUAGUAACAUGUCAUUCAAUAGAUUUUUGACUGUAUUUAGAUCAGAUUCGGCAUUACACAAAGAAAUGUUGGCAAUAUUAGCAGCCAUAACAGAAGUCAUAAAAGAGAAUGGAGGAUCUGAAACACCUACUGAAUACUUUGGUUCCUUGAUGACAACAUUAGAACAAGUUUAUAAUGCAGAAAAUAAGAAUGAAGAUCAAGUAACAGCAGUAUUAGCCUUGUUGAAUAUGGGCAUAAAAACAGUUCCGGAAGCUGUUUUAAAGAAACACUUCAAUGAUAUCACAUUAAAAAUUUUGCAUAUAUUAAGUGAUUACGCAGAUUCAGAAAAUAAUACAAUAAUGAAAUCAAUAUUUGGCAUUUUGGGAUCUUUGCUAAAAAUACAAGAGUUAGCAGUUUGGAACCAGCCAAGUACAAUUCAGAUCUUCAAUGCCUUACUGAAUCCGUUUUGCAUCCACACUAAGCCUAAGUGGAGAAAAGCGGCACAGCAUGCUGUUAUGUCUAUAAUAACAACAGGAAAUUUUGUUAAAGAAGGUUCUUCCAACCCGGCUGCUGAUAGAGCAGCAGAAUUCUGUGAACAAACUCUGGACUCUUGUAUGGGAAGCACAUCUGGUGUAGUCCUUGUAUCUUCAGUCCAAGCUGGCCAGACUACAAUUCUCCAUGUUCUUGGUUUGCUGAAGGAAAUUAUUAGUAAAUUCUCCAAGCAUCAUAUUAAGACUUGCUGCGAAACUAUUCUAAAAUUGAUGACCCUCAAUUAUCCCAUUGUAACCUCAUGUGGCAUGCAGGUCCUUUAUGCAUUGUUUUCAGCGCAGACUGCCGUCAUACCAGGAAAACUUAAUGCUCAAUUGAUCACUGCUCUUUAUGAAUAUCAGCCAUCCCUUUCAGAUGUACAACCCACUCAGGCUUGGGUUACAGUCAUGCAGCAAGCUCAUGUCCAUCUUGCUGAUGUCGAUGUUGCUCUAGCAAUGGCGACCUUGCCUAAAAUAAUUGACAUCUUUACUCAAUUGUGGCUCUCAGAAAAGGCUGAAAUAAUGACUUCUGCUACUCAUGCUUUGGAAAUAUUAUUAAAAGAUGCUCUCGUUAAUGGAUGUAGCUCCAAAGAAUUAGUAGGACAGCACAGAUCCAAAGUUGAAAGGUGUAUUCAGACAAUUCAACUAUGUUUGGGAUACCAAUAUAACGCUUCUUGGCAUCAAGUGUUACACAUUGUUAGCGUGCUAUUUGAGGUUACAGGCGCGAACUGCAGCGAUAUGCUACUAGGACUACUUACCAACUUAGCAGAAUUAAGAGAUUCAUACAAAUUCAGUUACAACAACGAACUAGAACAUGCUGUAGGAGCAGCCAUCAGGUCUAUGGGACCAGAGGUUGUUUUGGAAGUUAUUACUCUGAAGAAACCUAACGGAGAUCUCAAUAUAGACAGAUCGUGGUUGCUUCCAGUUCUUAAAGAAAACAUCAAAUGCUCAACUUUGGAGUAUUUCGUUAAAGGUAUUUUACCUUUAGCUCUUUACUGUCAUCGUAGAUCUGCUCAGUUAGCACAGAAUAAUGAUGGAAUAGGAGCGCAUAGUUCAGAAUUACUGUAUUUACAAUUAUGGAAUCUUCUACCUUGUUUCUGUAGCCAGCCAAAGGAUAUCAAGGACAGUUUUAAGACUGUUGCUAAAGUUAUGGGUACUGCAAUUUCUGAUAAGAAGGAACUUCGUUUAGCAGUUAUGGCUGCAUUAAGAAGGUUAAUUUCUUAUGCCAAAGAGUCAGAAAAUCAGGAAGAUUUGCAGGAGAUAAGUAGAUUUGACAAGAACUAUUUGCCAAUAUUGUUUAACGUUUAUACUACCAAGCCUAUUGGUACUGACGAAGAAGGUCAAAGAUUGGCUGCAUUGGAUACGAUAAAGUUAUAUUUAUCGAUUGCAAGACCAGAAUUAACUCAGCAGCUCUUCAAUAACGCCAUAGAACGAUUGAAUAGUAGUUCAGACGAACCAGAAGACCAUUUUAUAAAAGAAUCCAUCCUGGAUUUAAUUCGUGCUUUAGUACCAUACCAAAAUGCUCAGAAUGUUGAAAUUUUAUAUCAACAGUGUAUUCAAAACUUACCAGAAAUAAAGAAUAACAAGGAACAGAAAAAGGCUUACAGACUAUUGGAAGAAGUAUGUGGAAGUGAAUCAGAAGGGUGUCAGACAUUUGUUAAAAGUAAUCGAAAGGAGGUGCAACGUCUACUCAUGAAAUCUCUCAACUCAGCUGCAGUUUCUAGUAAAGGCGCAAGAUUACGCUGUCUUAAUUACUUAAUUAAGGCCCAACCUCAAUUGGAUAACGAAAGUAAACUGAUCAAAUCUGCUAUUCCCGAAGCCAUACUGUGUUGCAAAGACAUCAACGAAAAAUGUAGGACUACAGCAUAUGACCUUUUAAAUACGAUUGGAAACUUAUUGUUGGAGCACGACAAAAUGCAACAAUUUUUAGAGUUGAUUAUAGCCGGUUUAGCUGGUACACCACAACUUGUUAGUUGUACAGUCUUAGCACUAGCCUCAAUCUUGCAUCAUUUUUCAGGUACUCUAGGAAUGGAUAAUAUCAGGAUAAUUGUGGAUAAUGUUUGUACAUUAGCUGGAUCUCCUACGAGAGAAAUAGUUGCAUCAUGUUUAAGUUUUACAAAAGUGUAUAUUACGACACUCCCUAGUCCCAUGGUAGCUUCAUCAUUAGAACAUUUGAUGAAAGGAUUAUGUAACAUGACGGAAGACUGCAAGAGGCAUUUUAGGCUAAAAAUUCGUGACAUUUUGGAUAGACUAGUCAGAAAAUACGGUUGUGAAUCUCUUACUCCUUUUGUACCAAAUACCGACACAGUAAUGUACAAGAGGCUUAGAAACUUACGAAAACUAAACGCCAGAAAGAAGAGGAGGAAAGACGAAGAUAGAGAAGAUGAGAGUGAUGAUGAAGAAUUUACUGUAAAGGCUAAACCAAAAAGCGUCGAAGAAAUUUUGGCAGAUUCAGAUUCAGAAUUCGAAGAUAUGGAAACAGAUGAACCCAAAGUUAAAAAUAAGAAGCAAGCUAAAACAUGGAUUGAAGAAGAUCCUGACAACAUUGUUGAUUUUAUUGAUCCAAGCGUCAUUAGUAAAAUCACUGCUACCAAACCUGGACUCGUCCAACCAACCCUUGAAAAGAAAAAGCCCGAGAAAGACCGAGGAUUCAAAACGGCUCCGGACGGCAGGCUUAUAAUAAAAGACGAUUCGUCGUCAGAUAGUGACGAUGACAAAAAACUCAAAUUUUCUGAUGACUCCGAUGAUGAUGAUGAUACUCAAAGUAAAGUUGAAACGGUACUGCUAACAGAUCGUAAACGCAAAAGAAGUAACGCUAGCGUCAAAAGUGGUUUUAGUUCGGUUAGUUCUCAACCUCCCAUGAAAUAUAAGACUGGAGGUGUUGGUAUUCACAGGUCUUUGGGAGCUAGCACUUCUUCCGUUAAAAGCGGAUUUAGUUCAGCAGGUUCUGAAUAUAAAUCUAGGAAAGCGUCUGGAGAUGUUAAAAAGAAAGGAAAACUGGAUCCCUAUGCAUAUUUACCUUUGAAACGUACAACCUUGAAUAAAAGGAAAAAGAACAAGGCUGCUGGUCAAUUUAAGCAUAUCGUCAAAGCAGCAAAAGCAGGAGCUUUAAAAGGUGCCAAGGCAAAAAGGAAUAAAAACAAAUAAUUUAUUAGGUGUUAAACAAUUAUAGAAAUAAAACUAAUGUUAUUCGUUU
This is a messenger RNA of Diabrotica virgifera virgifera (western corn rootworm), 4093 nucleotides long. Its product is annotated as RRP12-like protein. The record is from RefSeq and is a predicted model, not a curated record. NCBI's taxonomy places the organism in Eukaryota, Metazoa, Arthropoda, Insecta, Coleoptera, Chrysomelidae. Bases 91 to 4044 code for a protein of 1317 amino acids. The transcript is spliced from 17 exons.